UAUGAGCCGGUGUAGGCGAUAUUGUUUUGAUUAAGCUCCAGUAUUUUGAUAGCGCUGCGAUAAACUGCUACUUGCAAGUGAAAAUAAUUUGGAAUUUCCAAAAAAUUAUAGGUGUAAAUGCAUUAUACGGCUACAAUAGCUUUUAAUCGCUCAAAAUGGUGUAUAUAGCUACGUUGGAUGUUGGCACUACAACAGUGCGUUGUUUUAUUACAAAUGAUAAAUGUGAGGUUCUCGGUUCCGCAACUGAAAGGGUUGAUUUGCUGAACCCUCAACCGGGCCACUUUGAAAUCGAGCCAGAGUCGUUAUGGGCAAAGAUCGUCGCAGUAAUUAAUAAGGCAGUGAGACAAGCCCAUUUGAGGCCCUGCGACAUUAAUUCUUUUGGCUUAUCGACACAACGCUGCACAUUCCUUACUUGGAAUCAUGAAACUCAGGAAUACUAUCAUAACUUCAUUACAUGGAAGGAUUUACGCGCAAAUGCUUUGGUCGCCCAAUGGAAUAAUGGACUUGUGAUUAAGACAUUAAAUUCAGUUUCCUAUGCACUCUAUCUAGUUACGCGAAGCAAUCGAUUUUUGGCAGCGAGUGUUUUGAAAAUGAUGAAUUCACAGGUCUCAACACGACUGCUGCAUGAGGUACAGACCAACACACGCCUACAGCAGGCAUUGAAGCGAAAUGAAGCACGCGUCGAACUAUUGGAUUCCUGGAUACUCUAUAAAUUGCGAUCGGGAAACGGACUGCAAACAAAUAUCGACCAUAUCACCGAUAUAACUUCAGCAACAGCCACGGGCCUAUAUGAUCCGUUUACGCUUUGCUGGUCGCCACUUGGGAAAUUACUCUCCGGAAUUGAGUCUGGCUUACUACCUAAAGUUGUGGACAAUGGUUACACAGAUUUUGGACACAUACAUCCGAAUGCUUUGGGACCGGAGUGGCAUAACUCUUGCGUAGCUAUCAGGGCCUCCAUCAGUGAUCAAACGGCCGCCAUGUGGGGCUCACAAUGUUUUGAACGCGGCGAUGUAAAGAUAACAUUGGGCACGGGCGCUUUUCUCAAUCUAAUCACGGGAAGUACUUGUCAUGCCUCGAUUAUGGGCAUGUAUCCGUUGGUCGCUUGGCAAUUCAGAAACGCGAAAGCACAAGCACGCACUGUUUACUGUGUUGAAGGCGCAUCACACGACAUCGGCACCGUGAUAGAAUGGGCAAGACAAUGCGGCUUCUUUAACGAUCCAAUGGAAACCUCAGCUAUGGCGCAAACAGUUCCCGACACGAAUGGUGUUUAUUUUAUACCCGCUUUCAGCGGUUUGGGCCCUCCUAUUAACAAUCCAAGGGCGGCGACAGGUUUUAUUGGCAUUACACUGUCCACGACGCGUGCACAUUUGGUGCGCGCCAUAUUGGAGAGUAUUGUAUUCCGAAUUGUUCAAUUAUGUGAAACUGUGGAAACGGAAAGCAAAUACACUUUGAAACUGCUGAGAGUCGAUGGCGGUGUAUCACGUAAUGACUUUGUUUGUCAACAUUUAGCAGAUGCUACAGGGAUACGCGUUGAACGCGCCACCUCAAUUGAAUCCAGUAUAUUGGGCGCAAUCUAUAUGGUAGGCUACAAUAUGGGUCUUUGGAAUAGUUUUCGAAAUCUGCACAAAUUCCGUCAAAUCGAACGUACUUUUGAACCACGCGCGCAAAACUAUUUGCCAAUUAGAGAACGUAUGGCAGAUUGGAUGAAAGCAGUAAAAAGAUUUGAAAAUUGGUAUUGAGAAAUAGAAAUAAAAUGUAGAAGUUAAGAGAAA
Messenger RNA from Zeugodacus cucurbitae (melon fly), 1772 nucleotides. Its product is annotated as putative glycerol kinase 5. The record is from RefSeq and is a predicted model, not a curated record. The transcript is spliced from 8 exons. NCBI's taxonomy places the organism in Eukaryota, Metazoa, Arthropoda, Insecta, Diptera, Tephritidae. Gene Ontology annotation, molecular function: kinase activity. Bases 156 to 1739 code for a protein of 527 amino acids. Gene Ontology annotation, cellular component: mitochondrion. Gene Ontology annotation, biological process: glycerol metabolic process; triglyceride metabolic process; glycerol-3-phosphate biosynthetic process.